Messenger RNA from Cyphellophora attinorum, 780 nucleotides. RefSeq lists its product as uncharacterized. NCBI's taxonomy places the organism in Eukaryota, Fungi, Ascomycota, Eurotiomycetes, Chaetothyriales, Cyphellophoraceae. The record is from RefSeq and is a predicted model, not a curated record. The coding region runs from base 1 to 780 and encodes 259 amino acids. The transcript has a single exon.
AUGGACGACGAGGAUCGUGUGGUUUGGCACUCUGGUCGACCUUCAGAGGAUGAAGUCGCAACGACCGCAUCCAGCAGCCACGGACCGCUAGGACCUCUGUGGCCUUCAGUAGCAGAGAAGGCAUCUAUGUUCACCACCGCAGGCUGGACGAAUCCUUGGGAGCGCAUUCAAGCAACAACGAGCCUCGAGCCCAAAUACCGACACCUCGAGGGUCCAACGCUCUCCGACCGAACAAAAUUGUAUGCUGCCACUGACGCUACCCACGAAGACGACUCCACCGCAACUCGUAUCUUGGAGGCCAAAGUCAAUGCUGAGAUGGCGUAUCAGUACACGCUUCUCGCAUACAUCCUCGCAGUGGACGGCAGACAGAAGAACAAGUCGUACGCAGCGAUCUUGCAAGCUCGUGUCGAUAGAUAUAAGUAUCGUCUCACUCGAUACCGAUGGGAGAAGCUCUUUAAGGCGACCAACGAUGUGGAGGGCUCACGCGCAGUGUACAUGGACGAGAUCAAGGAUGAGACGGCCAGUUCGAACAAUCGACGAACUCUGUAUCGGACUGUCGUGCAGUGGUUGGAGAAGCAUGAUGAAGUUUUCCGGAACAUGAAGAAGGGAUGGGCGAAGUGUCGAUAUGUGACAGAGCGCGUCUUCCAGGAGGUCGUGCUGUUCACCGCGGAGUUGUGCGAGGAGAGAAUGGAAUUGGAGAGAGUGUAUCGGGAGAAAGCUGGGAAGCCACCGGCAUUCCAUCAGGGCAACUGGACUGGACCUUUGAGGGAGAGUGAUUGA